AUGAUGACAACAGGAGUGAAAGCAGCAAGCGAAAGUGACCAUGAUAGUGUAAAUGAUGAGUGCGAUUAUGAUGCCAUUGGCUCUGAUGAAGAAGGUGAAUCAAAUGAUGUCAUUCUUUUAUUCAUUGCCACAGACAUGGAAGACAUAAAUGGGCCACCAGCUACGACACGAUCAGGAUGAGCAACAACUAGAAGAGCUGAAAUUGACUUUUCAUUCUUUUGAGUUGAAAUCAGAUUUCAACAAAAACAGCCUCAUAUACAUUUUGUAAAUAUUCCCUCUACAGCAAGCACUUUUCAAAAAUUGUGUUAUCACACUGAAAUUGUAAUCAUGCAAUGCGAGAUGCAACACUUAAAAUUAUAAUUCGCAUGUAUUAUUUUUUGAUAUGUUAAGCAAUGUUAAAAAUAAAAAAAAGUGUAACAUUUUUGGUCAUGGUGAGGGUGUGUGUAUGUUUUUUUUUGGGGAGGUGGUCAUGUCAAGAAGUAUUGCCUGAUGAGUGGGGGCAUGCAAGAAAGGUUUGGCAAGCCUAAAUCCCACUUGCCCCUCCUAUCCCAUUCUUCUAUUUUUUUCCUUUCAUCUUAAUAUUUUUUUAUCUUUUUUUAAAUUUCACUGGGGAGACCACUGCAGCAUGAAGACGUGUUGCUUGCUCCGAUGGCCGUUUAAGGAUUUACAUCUUUAAAGUGCCUGUGGCUCCUUCGUCGAUUUACUUGACCCCUAAGAGGAAAUCAGGAAGUAGUAUUUCAUGGAGCAGCUCUACUGAAUAAAAAAAAAAGGUUGAAAUAGUUGACAGUGAAGUAACAGAGGUGGUGGUACCUUGACCUUAUAAUAUCAAGACUAACAAGUCUGGAUGAAGGAAUAGACGAGCUUAACCAGACAGUGAAGGGUCUUCAAACUAAAGUAUCCUGUAUAGAGACUGACCUUGCAGCCAUCAAAGAAAAGCAGAAGUCUCUUACAGAAGAUUGUUCCCACAUGACAGAAAUAUCAAAAUUUAUUGAGCUUCACUGUGCAGACAAGAGGAAAGCAGAUAUCAAUGAAUGCUGAAAGCAAAUCUUUUAUCUGGAAGCUUAGAGUCACCGGGAAAACCUAAAGUUUGAAGGGCUACCCAAAUUUUUUGGAACCUCGGCCCAACUGAAUGUUCUGGCUGAAGUUAUGGGAAAAGUUCUUGUUACUUUUAUAGAACACAUCAAAGUGAACUGUGAGUUGCCAAAGAUAUUUUUCUCAAAGAAUUUGAAAAUUGUAACAGGGAUGUUUGGAGUAUCUGAUAUGUAAAACAUAACUCUGGAAGCUUAACUGCAGACACCAUUGUGUCGUAAGCAAUAUGCUUCUCUUGUCAUUCAAUUUACAACUACUUGAUGCCUACUUGGUGAUUUUGGCAGGAGGUGGUAAAUCAAUUCUGUGCAUCGAUCAUGUUAACAUUCUUUCCGGCUCUGCUUCAGUUCGGCUGGUGGCGUCACAGAAGUAUCAUUUUUUAUGUGUCUUUGUUCCCAAUGUCAGCUUAGGCAGGACAAAAAAGGCAUUAUUUACACCAACCAAUGAACUGUAGGUUUGUCACUAUUUUGUUUUCAGUGCAUGAAAAAUACCCUAAUGGACUUCUUAUUUAAACAUGCUCUAUUUGUUAACUCCCUUAAAAUUAGGUUGUAGCAGGUUACAGCACUUGACCAACUAAAGGUGCCAAUACAAAUCCUGAUGGACUGUUAUUUUUUUACGUUUAAUGCUACCAACCUUUAAGAAAAAAUGAUGGCAUUUGCAACUGGUUUAUGAAGUGGAGAUGUGGACGAAGCUGACACAGCUACAGAGGCUAUGGAGGAAAUAUGAUGAAAGAUUAAACUUAGCCACAAAGAUCACUGCCACUAGAAACUACCACAGUUUCAAGACUGAAUUGCAGAAGUAUGGAGACAAUCUGGAUGGUAGCACCCCAUUCAGCUAGAAGAGCUUUACACUGGGUAAACAACAAAAACCUAGCCCUCCAAAACCGUUGACUUUAUAACAACAAUCUCUGAAAAAAAAAACAUUGUACAGAGGUCAUAAGAAAGAACAUGCAAUAAAUGUUACAUGUAAAUCUACUGCAACACCAAAGAACCUUAUUGUCACGCCUUAC
Molecule: messenger RNA, 2095 nt
Organism: Porites lobata
Lineage: Eukaryota; Metazoa; Cnidaria; Anthozoa; Scleractinia; Poritidae
Source: the annotation of a GenBank genome assembly